ACAUCAAUCUAAGAAAUCUUUGAUAAAAAAAAAAAAAAAAAAAAAAAAACCUCAGAAACCCAACUCACUAAACAGGCCAAAAAGCUCUUGCCCACACAAUCCAAUGCCCGAAUCAGCGCGUACAUAUUCUUAGCAAAGCCCCAAACUUUACGCGCGCAACCGCGGGUUGCCUGGAAGAAGACGAUGCAGUGGUACUUCGUUGCCGCGCUGCUUACCGUCCUCACCAGCUCUCAGGGAAUCUUGACAACUCUUUCUCAAAGCAAUGGCAAAUAUAAGUAUGACUAUGCAACUGUUCCGUUUCUUGCUGAAGUAUUCAAGCUUAUAGUUUCCUGUUUACUUCUUUGGAGAGAGUGUCGCAUAUCACCCUCAGUACGAAUGACUACAGAUUGGAAGAGUGUGCGCUUGUAUCCUAUUCCUUCAGUCAUAUAUCUAAUUCAUAACAAUGUUCAGUUUGCCACUCUUGUUUAUGUGGAUACGUCCACAUAUCAGAUAUUGGGUAACCUGAAGAUUGUUACUACUGGAAUAUUGUUCAGGCUAUUCCUGAGAAAGAAGUUGUCAAAUAUUCAAUGGAUAGCAAUUGUUUUAUUAGCUGUUGGAACAACCACAAGCCAGGUUAAAGGUUGUGGAGAAGCGUCAUGUGAUUCUUUGUUCUCAGCACCAAUCCAAGGAUAUAUGCUUGGCAUUCUAUCUGCUUGUAUGUCAGCAUUAGCAGGUGUUUACACAGAGUUUCUCAUGAAGAAGAACAAUGAUAGUUUGUACUGGCAGAAUGUACAAUUGUAUACGUUUGGUGUGAUUUUCAACAUAGCACGGCUUCUCUUCGAUGAUUUCAGGGGUGGAUUUGAGAAUGGACCUUGGUGGCAACGCCUUUUCAAUGGAUAUAGUCUUACAACUUGGUUGGUCGUGCUAAAUCUUGGAUCUACUGGCUUGCUUGUUUCAUGGUUGAUGAAGUAUGCUGACAACAUAGUGAAGGUGUAUUCCACCUCAAUGGCAAUGCUGCUGACAAUGGUUUUGUCAGUAUACCUUUUCACUUUCAAGCCCACAUUACAGCUUUUCUUGGGCAUUAUUAUCUGUAUGAUGUCACUACACAUGUACUUUGCCCCUCCGAACAUGCUGGUAGACUUACCCUUACCUGUAAAAUCAACCACUGAGAGUCUGAAAGAAGUUUCAGUUGAACGAAAAUCAGAUUCGUGAUGGUCUCCUUAAGGGAACUAAUAAUUUUGAAAGUUGCAUUGAAUUGCCCAAACUGGGGCAUAAUAUAGUUUGGUUGAUUGGAGAAGUAUCUGUAGUUUGAAUCAAAAAAUUCUGCCAAAGAGAACGCUUAGUCUACCUAGGAUUACUCUUCUUGACGUUGGGGAGGAACUGAUUUGAUCAUGUACUUGAACAGAUUGAUUGCUUGUGGCCACAAAUUCUUGUUUAUGUUUCUGCUGGGUUUGCCUGCUCAAAGUCUAUAUGUAACUGUGACUUGUUGAAACAUGAUCAGGAGAUUUACUUCUUGAAAUUCUUCAUUACUCAGAGGUUUGUAUCGUGAUUAGGUUAACUGUUAUUCAUCUGAACUGUGACCGGAAGAAAUGUUUGCCUAUCAGAUUCUGAUUCAACAACUCCUUGUUUA
This is a messenger RNA of Malus domestica (apple), 1609 nucleotides long. Its product is annotated as CMP-sialic acid transporter 1. Gene Ontology annotation, biological process: pyrimidine nucleotide-sugar transmembrane transport. Gene Ontology annotation, cellular component: Golgi membrane. Gene Ontology annotation, molecular function: pyrimidine nucleotide-sugar transmembrane transporter activity; sialic acid transmembrane transporter activity. Lineage: Eukaryota; Viridiplantae; Streptophyta; Magnoliopsida; Rosales; Rosaceae. The record is from RefSeq and is a predicted model, not a curated record.